AUGAAUUAUCGUUGGCGGAUUCCUCAUAACAAUACUGCGGAUGCAGAUAGUAGCGAUGUCGAACUGUUGGAACACUGCUUUGGCAAAAUUAAAAGUUCGCUGGGCCUGUAUCCAAAGUUAAGAGCUCGAUUAGACCGUAAUGUUCGAGCAGCUAGAAUGGAUAAAAUUGUUGGACUUCUUAAGGAAAAAAUAUUAAAACUGUGUACAACAGAUGAAACACACACGGCACUGAAUUAUUUGAAAAAGUUUAGUUCAUCUGUUGAAAUGGUAAACGCAGUUGUCAGAAACCUAACAACAUUGGAGCGGUCCAGUUUGAACAUCUGGGAUAACCUUGGUGACUCUAACACCGAAAGUGCUUUUUAUCUGCAAAAAUUUAAGGAAUUAUCGGAUGAGCAAUACCAUAUGCUGAAAACUGCAUUUGCUGAUCUGAUGAACACUUUUAUGAAAAGUAAUACCAAACAGAGUAUCGCAAAAUUUUUGGUAACACUGAAACCGGAUGAAAUUAGUGAACUAAAGAAACUGGCCAAAGCUGGAAAGAUGGAGAAAAUUCAGCUGCUGACUAAAGAGAAAUUAGAAGACGAGGAUUUGACAGAAGAGGAGAGAAGCGAGAUAACUGACUUUACCGAAAAACUGUUUUCAGUUAACGAUCACUGA
Messenger RNA from Enterobius vermicularis (human pinworm), 654 nucleotides. NCBI's taxonomy places the organism in Eukaryota, Metazoa, Nematoda, Chromadorea, Rhabditida, Oxyuridae. The record is from the annotation of a GenBank genome assembly.